AUGGUCCCUGACUGUGCUGACCCUGCAGACCCCACCCAUGUCCACCCUGCCACCAUGCAGGUUGACACCCAUGACACCUUCUCCACCUUCGCUGACUCCACCGACCAGGCCACCCCCAUUGACUCCUCCGCCUGUGCUGCUGAAGCCGAUCUCAAGAACAGGGACCAGUCCAAAUAUGACCCUAAGAUGGAAGAGGAAUUUCGCCUCUGGAUCAAGGGAUUCACAGGCACAUCUACUGGUCCCAAUUUUCAAGAGGAUCUGAAGGAUGGAGUUAUCCUGUGCACACUCAUGAAUAAGCUGCAGCUGGACUCAGUUGCUGGGUUUCAAAAGUUUUGCCAGAGAGACAACCUCUCCAAAUUCAUCGAAGCCAUGAAAAACUACGGUGUGAAAAUUGAGGACCUCUUUGGGUCCAAUAACCUGUGUGAAAAUGAGAAUAUGUGGCUGGUGCAGGUGUCUCUUCUGGCUCUGAAAAGGCAGGCCAAGGCAAAGGGGCAGCAGUGUGGCACAGAUACCUAUGACAAGUACUCAGAGAAGCAGGAGAGGAACUUUGAUAAGACCACUAUGAAAGCAGGCCGGUGCAUCAUCCAGACCCAGAUGGGCACCAAUCAGUGUGCCAGCCAGUCGGGCAUGACGGCUCCCAGCACCCAGCACCACAUCAAUGACACCACACUGGGGACUGACAAAUGUGACAACUCUUCCAUCUCUGGGCAGAUGGCCUGCAUGCAGGGUGCCAACCAGAACAGCCAGGACAUUGGCCUGAACCAGCAGAUAUAUGACCACAACUACUGCCAACAAGGCCCAGAUGAGGCUCCAGGAUUGGCUGAUGAAUUUCCAAGCCCAGGGAAGGCCCAAGAGUAA
Messenger RNA from Phyllostomus discolor (pale spear-nosed bat), 858 nucleotides. RefSeq names its product calponin-2-like. The transcript has a single exon. Gene Ontology annotation, biological process: actomyosin structure organization. Lineage: Eukaryota; Metazoa; Chordata; Mammalia; Chiroptera; Phyllostomidae. Bases 1 to 858 code for a protein of 285 amino acids. The record is from RefSeq and is a predicted model, not a curated record. Gene Ontology annotation, molecular function: actin binding.